This is a messenger RNA of Linum trigynum, 8184 nucleotides long. The record is from the annotation of a GenBank genome assembly. NCBI's taxonomy places the organism in Eukaryota, Viridiplantae, Streptophyta, Magnoliopsida, Malpighiales, Linaceae.
CUUCACCUGGCGCUCACGUCUUAUCUGAGAAAAAAGGCGGGAAAAGAAAAGGAGAUACAUGUGUAGAUUUUUCAACGUGUUGGCUGGCCCAUUGGCCUAUUUGAGAGCAGCUCCCUGCAGCUUGAUGUGACUUCCCUUCAGCGCUCUACUCUCCCCCUUCUCCUGUUCUAUACUGUUUUCCCCCUUCUCUCAAACCUAAAUCCUUACUUCGUAUAUCUAUUUCUCUCCACAAUUACUUUCUCCGCUUCCAUGGAUCGCGUUCGUCUGUUUUGGUUUUGGAUCCGGAACUGGAUGACCAAUCUCCUCCUCCAUUACUUCCCUCCAAGCCCUGACCGAUCUCCGACCCUUUAUCCGGACAAUCCGACGGCGGCGGCGGCGGCCGCUGUCUCUCCCCGUGAACGCAGACCUCCUCCGAUAAUUUGCUCUCCAUUUUCAGCACCGUCGGCAUCUUCUUCCGCGGCGGCGGAAUGCCGUAAGUACGAGGUGUUCGUGAGCUUCAGAGGGGAGGACACUCGCAGGGGAUUCACCAGCCACCUCUGCGACGCUCUCUCUUCCAAGCUAGGGAUUUCGCUCGUCUACAAGGACGAGCUAUGCCUCGAGAAAGGCGCGUCCGUCGCGCCGGAGCUCCUGAAAGCAAUUGAGGAUUCCAGAAUUGCGGUCGUUGUCUUGUCGAGGAACUACGCCGGUUCCAGCUGGUGUCUCGACGAGCUGGUUCACAUACUCCGGUGCCGGAAACGGAGGGAUCUAAGAGUCAUUCCGAUUUUCUACGAGGUGGAUCCGUCGGAUGUCCGGAAACAGAAGGGAGGGAGCAGCUUCGGUGCCGCUUUUGCUAAACUCGGCAGAGUUUCCGCUGGCGCCGGCAACAAGUUGCAGAACUGGAGAGGCGCUCUGACGGAAGUCGCUAAUCUAUCCGGAUUCGCCACUGAUCAUUACAGAAACGACUCGGACAUGAUGAAGGAAAUUGCGGGGAAGAUAUGGAAGGAAUUGAGCCCAACAUAUCCAAGCAUCAGCAAGCCUCUGUUUGGAAUUGACAAGCGGGUGAAAGCUGUGAUCAAUCUACUAAGAUUAGACUCGAUAGCUGAAAGGAGAGAUGUUCGUAUUAUUGGAAUCAGCGGGAUAGGAGGUAGUGGCAAAACCACUGUAGCCAUGGCAGUCUACGACACAAUUCGCUCUGGAUUCGAGUUCAGCACCUAUGUUGGCCGCAUUGGAGAAGCCUGCAACGCCUAUGGAGGGCUGCUUCAAUUGCAGAAGCAACUGUUCAGCGAACUUGCUGGUAACGCCAUGGUGGCAGGCUUAGAGGCAUGGCCGGAGUAUGGAGGAAUCGAGAGGCUGAGAAGGAUGUUUAAAGGGAAGAAGCUGCUUCUGAUUGUUGACGACAUCACCCACCAAAAGCAGCUGCAGUAUUUGGCUGUGGAGCAUUCUUUAUUCGGGUUAGGAAGUCGGGUCAUUAUAACUUGCAGAGAUAAACAUUUGCUAAAUGCUCAUAGGGUGGAUUGUAUUUACGAGACCCAGUUGAUGGACGACAAUGAAGCUCGUAUGCUGCUUAGUCAGAAGGCUUUCGAGCAACAGGAACCCUUGGAAGAUUACAGAUAUGUGUGUGAUCAAAUUUUGUCUUAUGCUCAAGGGCUUCCCUUGGCACUGGAAGUGUUGGGUUCUUCACUUCGUGGGAGAAGUGUUUCUGAAUGCAGAAGCAUAAUUAAGAAGCUGAAAAGAAUUCCACCGGGGGAAAUUCUAGAGGUUCUGAAAAUCAGUUAUGAUGUACUGGAUGAGGAAGAGAAGGAUAUGUUCCUAGAUUUCGUGUUUUUCUUCAAUGGUUUCAAUCCAAAGCCUUGUAUCGUAAGUCUACCCUGGAUGGUGGUUGAGUACCUCUAUCCUGAUGCGAGGGUUGGGAUAAGGAAUCUUAUGGAUAAAGCGCUGUUACAAGUUAAGGGAAGGUACCGUGGAGGUAAUUUCUAUAUGCACCCUUUGUUGGACGAGAUGGGGAGGGAAAUUGUUCGCUUGGAAUGUCCAAAUGAGCCUGGACAACGCAGUAGGUUGACUGGAUAUCGAGAUGUCUGCCAUGUGCUCACAAAGCAAACGGGAAGUGAGAAAGUCAAGAUUAUAUCGUUAAAGGGAAAUUUUCAAUGCUUACACAAAAUAACGAGUUCUCCUGAAGCCUUUUCGAGAAUGGUCAAUCUAAAACUGCUGGAAUUGAGAAAUGUGAAGAUGAAAGAAGGACCAAAUGAGCUCCCUGAUGAGCUCCGAUAUCUGUCAUGGAGUCAUUACCCUUCUGAAUCUCUGCCAUUCACUUUCAACCCUCACCGAUUGUUUCUACUACAGUUGGAUUACAGCGACAAUCUUAAGCAACUCUGGCAUGGGAAUAAGACAAUGAAGUAUCUUACUCGCAUGGACCUUCGCUUCUGCAACAGUUUGAUUGUUAGCCCAGAUUUUACCGGAACACCUAAUCUCGAGUAUUUGUCACUUGAGGGUUGUGGUUCUUUGCUUGAGGUUCACUCAUCAUUUGGGAAUCUCAAAAGAAUUGUUUCUGCUGCUUUCAAUGGGUGCAAGAGUUUGGAGGUAUUUCCUACGAGUCUUGAAGCAGAAUCUUUGGAGUUCCUUUCUCUGCAAGGUUGCUCGAAGUUGAAGAGGUUCCCUACUAUUGAUGGAAACAUGGACUGCUUGGCUGAACUCGAUCUACAAGGGGUUGGAAUCCAACAACUGGAUGCAACAAUUGGACGAUUGGUUGGCUUGACAAGAUUAAACCUUCAGAACUGUGAAUGCCUCACAAGUCUCCCAGACAGUCUUGGUUGUUUGACUUUACUUUACAAGCUUGAUUUAAAUGGUUGUCGUGAACUGGAAGAUUUACCACCUUCCCUACAGCUGUGUAUUUCUCUGGAGUAUCUGAGGGUGGAAAAUUGCGUGAACCUUAAGUCUUUGCCGGAGCUUCCCCCAUAUAUCAAGAGCGUGGAAGCCAAAGGUUGCAAGUCCCUGGAAGAAAUUCCGGAUACAAUCAACCUGCGCAGCAAUAGGGUGCAUAUUGAUUGCCGCCAGUGCUUCAAAUUGGAUCAACCAGAGAGCUUAGGUUGGAGAAUGCUUCAAAGAUGCCUCCAGGCCACUCCUACUCCAGAACGAGAAUUUGGCAUUGUCACUCCGGCUGGAACGAACAAGAAGAUGGAUAUCCCAGAUUGGUUGUUGUUGUCGAGCCAUCGGACCCAUUGGAGUUCACUAGCGACGCUGCCACCUGAUGAUGACUUGAAAGCUGUUAGUAACCCGGACUGGAUAGGGACCGUGGUGGUACUUUGCUUCCGUGUAGUUAUAUUUGGUGGCCUUUCCGUCCAAUCUUCCUGCCGCAAGUGUUGCUCUUUCCAACCGCACCUGGUCGGUGCAAGCCUGAGAAGACAACAGGCUGUUGCUGAAGAGCAACGCCAGCUUUGGUUGUCCUACAUUCCCAAGGGUUCCCUGGGAAACUACUUUGCGAACCCGGUGUCCGUUUGCCCGCACAUAGAAUGGGAUUGGAAUACAGUUAAGAGGAAGAUUUUCAACCUCCUGCUGCUGGCGGGGCCAUUUGCUACUUGCCAGCAGCUUUCCUGCAGCUUGACUUUACUUCCUCUUAAGCAGCUCUCCUCUCUUCUCCUCCUCGUCUUUUCAUACUGCUUCCCCGCCUCUCAAAAUCUAAACCCCAACCUUGUCUAUCUCUUUCUCUCCACAGCUAGUUUCACCGUUUCCAUGGAUCGUAUUGGUCGGCUAUGGUUUUCGAUCAGGAACUGGAUAACGAGUCUCCUCCUCCGUUACUUCCCUCUAAACCCUGCCCGAUCGCUGACCGUUCCUCCAGCCAAUCCGCCGGAGGCAGCGGCAGAGCACGAGCCUCCUCCGAUCGUUUUCUCCCCGUUUCCAGCGUUGUCGUCGUCUUCUUCCGCGCCGGCGGACCUCAAUAAGUACGAGGUGUUUGUGACCUUCAGAGGGGAAGACACUCGCAGGGGAUUCACCGGCCAUCUCUGCGACGCUCUCUCUUCCAGAAUAGGGAUUUCGUUCGUGUACAAGGACGAACUCUGCCUCAAGAAAGGCCAGCCCAUCGCCCCGGAGCUUCUGAAAGGGAUCGAGGAUUCCAGGAUAGCGGUCGUCGUCCUGUCGAGGAACUACGCCGAUUCCACCUGGUGUCUCGACGAGCUGGUUCACAUCCUCCACUGCCGGAAACGGAGGGGUCUCCUUGUCCUUCCGAUUUUCUACCAGGUGGAUCCGUCGGACGUCAGGAAGCAGAAGACAGGAAGUAGCUUCGGCGACGCUUUUGCUAAACACGACCGAGUUUUCACCGGCGUCGGCGGCAGCGGAAAGGUCCGGAAGUGGAGUGAUGCUUUGACGGAAGUAGCUAACCUCUCCGCAUUCACCACAGCUGAAUACAGCAAAGACUCGGAUAUGAUCAAGGCCAUUGUGGGGAAGAUAUGGAAGGAAUUGAGCCCCACAUUUCCAAGCAUCAGCAUGCCUCUCGUUGGAAUUGACAGGCGCGUGAAAGCAGUGAUCGAUUUACUAAGCAAAGACUCCACAGCUGAAAGAAACGAAGUUCGUAUGAUUGGGAUCUGUGGGAUGGGCGGCAGUGGCAAAACCACAGUCGCUAUGGCAGCUUACGACACUAUUCGCUCUGAAUUUGAGUUUAGCACUUACGUUUCACGCGUUCGAGAAGCUUGCAACACCCAUGGAGGGCUAAUUCAAUUGCAGAAGCAGCUGUUUAACGAAAUUGAGGGUAACGUCACGAUGGCAAGUGUCCAGACAUGGGGGGAAUUUGGAGGAAUCGAAAGGCUUAAGAGGAUGUAUAGAGGGAAGAAGCUGCUCUUGAUUGUGGACGACGUCACCCACCACAAGCAGCUGCAGUACUUGGCAGUGGAGCAUUCUCUAUUUGGGUCAGGGAGUCGGGUCAUUAUAACGUCCAGAGAUCGACACUUGCUCCAUGCUCAAAGGGUGGAUUCUGUAUACGAGACCGAAUUGUUGGACGAAAAUGAAGAUCUUGUGCUACUGUGCCUGACAGCUUUUGGCCAAGAGGAACCUUUGGAAGGCUACAGGUAUGAGUGUGAGAGAAUUUUGGGUUAUGCUGGAGGCCUUCCCAAGGCGAUAGAAGUGUUGGGUUGCUCGCUGAAGGAGAGAAGUGUUUCUGAAUGGAGGUGCACAAUUGAGAAGCUGAAGAGAAUUCCUCCCGGUGAAAUUCUAGAGGUACUGAAAGUCGGUUAUGAUGCACUGGACGAGGAAGAGAAGGAGAUGUUCCUAGAUUUCGUGUUUUUCUUCAAUGGAGUCAAUCGCCUUGCAGAUCCCAUAAACUUUUUGUUCAAUGUGCCCCUUAUGAUGGUUCAGGACCUCUAUCUUGAUGAGGGUAUUGGGAUUUGGAAUCUUGUUGAUAAGGGACUAUUACAAGUUGAAGAACGGUACUAUGGUGAUCAUAUCUAUAUGCACCAUUUAUUGGAGGAGAUGGGUAGGGCAAUUGUCCGCUCGGAAUGUCCAGAUGAGCCUGGACAACGCAGUAGGUUGACUGGUUAUCAAGAUGUUUGCCAUGUGCUUACUAAAGGAACGGGAAGUAAAAAAUUGAAAAUUAUUUCGUCGAGACCAGAUUCUGGAUACCCAGUCCCAGAGAUAGUAAUGCAUUCCAGUGAAGCCUUUUCGAGAAUGAGCAAUUUAAAAGUGCUGGAGUUAAUAUAUGUGAAGAUCACGCAAGGACCAACUUAUCUUCCUGAUGAGUUGCGAAUUCUGUCUUGGACUGAUUACCCUUCUGAAUCCCUGCCGCCGAGUUUCAACCCUCACCGCCUGUUUCUACUACAGUUGCAUCACAGCAACAAUCUGAAGAGACUCUGGCUCGGGAAUAAGACAAUGCCAUGCCUUACUUGCAUGACACUUUACGGCUGCGUCAAUCUGAUUGAUACCCCAGAUUUUACCACAACACCUAAUCUCGAGAUACUGUCACUCGACGGCUGUGUGUCCCUGCUUGAGGUUCAUUCAUCAUUUGGACGUCUCAAAAACCUUGUAUUCGCAAGUUUCGGAUGGUGCGAGCGUUUGGAGGUAUUGCCGAGUCUUGAAACGACGUCUUUGGAGUUUCUUAGCCUGCAAGGCUGCUCAACGUUGAAGAGGUUCCCGAAGAUUGAGGGCAAUAUGGACCGCUUGGCUGAACUCCGUCUAGAAGGUGCUGGGAUAGAAAAACUAGAUGCAACAAUUGGACGAUUGGUUGGCUUGACAAAAUUAAACCUUGGGCACUGUGAAUGUCUCACAAGUCUGCCAGACAGCCUAGGUUGUUUGACUUUACUUGCAGAGCUUGAUCUAAAUGGUUGUUCUGAACUAGAAGAUUUACCUUCGUCCCUACGGCUUUGUCUUUCCCUGGAGUAUCUGCGGGUGGAAGACUGUGCAAAGCUUCGGUCUUUGGGGGAGCUUCCACCAUAUAUCCUGCGCUUGAAAGCCAAAGGUUGCAAGUCCUUGGAAGGAAUUCCAGAUACAAUCAACCUGCGCAGCAAUAGAGUGGAUAUUGAUUGCCGACAGUGCUUCAAAUUGGAUCAACCAGAGAGCUUAGGUUGGAGAAAGCUUCAAAGAUACCUCCAGGGCGCACCUAAUCCAGAACAAGAAUUUGGCAUUGUGACUCCGGCUGGAACCAACAAGACAAUGGAUAUCCCAGAGUGGUUGUUGUCAUCUGGCCAUCGGUUCCGUUGGGGUGUACUAGAGCCGCCUCCUGAUGACAUCAUGAACGAUGUUAAUAAUCCGGAAUGGAUAGGGACUGUUCAGGUUGAAUGCUUCCGUGUAGUUGACUUUGAUGAUAGCUACAUCGAACCUCCCUGUCAAGAACGUUGCAUUUUCUGUACGCACCUAAAUCGUCGACAUGUGGAACGGCAGGGUCGUGCUGAAGAAGAAAGGCACAUUUGGUUGUCCUACGUUCCUAAGCGUUCUAUGGGAUACUACAUGGAAAACCCUGCUCCGGUAACUGAAAGCUAUCCGGUGUUUGUGUGCCCACACGUAGCUAGGGAUUGGUGCGAGUAUAUCAAUGUGUACCGUCACCAGAUUGAAGAGUGGAAGAAACAGGACAGCAUGAGAUAGAUCCUUCUACGAUGAUGCUUGCCUGCUCGGAGUAGUCUUCGUAACAAUGAUGAUGAUGAUGACGACUUCCGGAGCUAGAUUUGUUUUCGAGUUGGGGAGAUAAGGUACGAAAAGUAAACAUGUUGUGUUUUUCUGCAAUCAUUUCAUCGUCUCCGUGCUUGCUUUUAUAGAUGGCCGAUUAACAUUUAGUCUAAUGGAAUGGAUUUUCCUUUCAGGUAACUAAACUUACACAAGCUGCAGCCAGUAGUAUUGGGAACAAGGGCGGAAAGGUCUUGAACAAGUCAAAAUACAGAAGAUGGCACUUUCAUUCGCUUACAACCAAACCACCUUGGUACAGAACAAUGCUGGAAAUAAGCGUUGGCACAAAAAAGAGUUAUGAAAAUUGAAAGCCAAACACUGUCAGGAACCGUUCGGGUUCUCGAAUUGGAUCAACCAGAGAGCUUAGGUUGGAGAAGGCUUCAAAGAUACCUCCAGGUACUACUAUCGCUAUACUGUGCAUUACGUUUAUCUCUCUUUAUUAUUCCGUGGUAGAAGUAACGUGGUCAUCAAACUCGUAGAUUUGUUAAAUCGGAUAUUUAUCUUUAGUUGCUAAAUUAAUUCCAACGAUUAGUUGUUGUUCAGUCAUUUUCCUACACUGUAUAACACAACCGAACAGCUCCUUAUGCUAACGUAACAGCCACAUAAGUUCUAGAGUGCUAGUAUCUAUGCCACAUAGAUCAGCUAGUAGAUGUGCAAAGCAGGACAUUAGCUAUCUCUACUUACUCCCUGUAAGGUUACUCAUUUUCGGACUUUUUCCUAAUAGUUGGAGUUAGCAUCGAUCAGGGCAUAUGAGUCGAACUUUGUUUGAGCACAGCAUAUAAUAAUGAAACAAUGUAGAAUCCGUUUUUUGAGCAUUUCUCAGAAGCUCGAGUUUGUCAAGACGAACUGGUUCAUGCCUCUCACCUACUUGGAUUAUGUUUUAGCAGUUGGCCUCCUUUGUAUAUAUGGAGCCGAUUAGUGAACUCCUCAACCUUGUAGAUAUGAAUGGCUAACGUGGAUUCAUCUAAUUGAGAUUAGUGCUUCGAUUGUUGUCUCAAGAUUGGGUUUACUACAGCAAAAUUUCAACACAUUUGGUUUUGAUUGAAUGACUAAAUUGAUAUUUAACUC